AUGAUGCAAACUGCCCUCCAUCAUCAACCCGUGGCUACCACCCUCAGAGCCGAUUCGCCUCUUACCGCCUCGCCGACAACGCUCAAGGGAACUCCCGCCUCCAGUACUCUUCCUUUCCCUCAGGCUGUUCCGCAGGAGCCUUCUCACGCUGUCGUUACGGUAUACGGACCGGGCCAAGAAUCGAUCGUUCAGGUGGUGGCAGAUAUACUAGGGAAACCAUGGACGACAGAGACGUCACUCGCGACAUUAGGACGGGGCAGCAGCGCUGUUGUAGUAGGGAUCCGGGCGAGCGACCUCCCGCGGAGUCUUGAGGGAUGCGACAAAUCAGCCUUUAUCCUUGUCAACCUGCAUUGCGUGGACGACGGGUCAUUCCCCGAGGAAGAAUUAACAGAGAUAUGUGACUACGAAUUCCUAUUCUCGCUACGAAGUCCGUUUUUCCGGCGCGAUCUCACGCGGUUCCUCUCCUUGAUUCUAGGCCAGACAAGGCCGCAUGAGGACUUGAAGACGAAAACCCGCACCAAUUUCAUCUCGACGACUUUCCCUGAUGUGCAUGCCGCGCUGCCGAAUCUGGAUAUUCUGUCGGUGGGCUCGGAUGCCGUUGAGCUCCGCGUGGAUCUGUUGUUGGACCCGGUGCCGCAGGACCCUGAGAGCCCGGUCCCCAGUUUGCGGUAUGUAGGGCAGCAGUUGAUGCUGCUGCGGCAGCAUACGGAGUUGCCGAUUAUCUUUACCACGAGGUGCACAAAGGAGAAUGGGAAGUUUCCUAAGGACGACCCGGCCUUGUUUUACCGGUAUUUGAGGCGAGCUAUUCAGUGGGGGGUGGAGUAUAUUGACGUGGAACUGUGGCUGCCAGAGGAUAUUCGGCGCAAGCUGGCAGAGGUGAAGGGGAACAGCGUGAUUAUGUCUGCGUUCCAUGAUUUCUCGGGAGCCUGGAAGUGGACGUCUCCAGAGGCGCCGCGGAUUUUUGCAGAGAGCGCCAAGUAUGCGGAUAUUGUCAAGAUGAUUGCGAUGGUGGAUAGUGUGGAGGCCAACUACGAACUGGAGUACUUCCGGUCAACGGUGAAGCAGACACAUGGGAUGUAUCCACUACUGUCGGCUGUCAAUAUGGGACAGCUCGGACAACUUUCGCGAGCGCUGAAUACGGUGUUCUCACCUAUAACACAUCCACUACUACCGAUGAUUGCAGCUCCUGGCCAGCUGACAGCCGCGGAAAUCAACGAGGCCUUACAUAUUAUGGGGCAGCUGCCGAAGCGGGACAUAUACGCGAUCGGCUCGUUCCGAGCGACGCCGCAGUCGAUGUUUAUGGAGAAGUGCUUUAACGAGCUUAGUCUCCCGCACACGCUGACCUCCAUCGACCGUGGACCAGCGGGAUCGAUUGAGCGGGUAAUUACACAGCCAAGUUUUGGCGGCGCGGCACUCCACCCGCCCCUCAGCAGCAGCAGCAGCUCGCGGCUCCCGGCCAUCAGCGACGCUGCGCGAGCCAUCGGCCUCGUCGACACAAUCGUGGUGACUAGCCCAGGGACCCUGGUUGGCGAGAACGCCACGUGGAAGGGCAUCCGCGCGACGCUGACUCGCGACUACGUCCCCUCGGCAUACCGCGGGCGUGCUGCCAUCAUCCUGUCCGGCACAGAGAGCGAAGCAUCGGCGAGUAUCUUCGCACUACGCAGUCUCGGCGUGGGCGCAAUCUACACGGUCGGGUUCCGGGCAACAGGGCCCCUAGCGGACGGCCUGGAACCCUUUACAUCUAUCCAGUCGGUCAAGCUAGUCGAGCAGCCGUUUGUGAUUGUAUCGGCGCUGCCGCCAGAGAAGUCGCUCCUGGUGCAACCGCUGCUGCGGCACUACCGCAGUACUGGGCGGGCGUCGCCGCCGUCGACCCGGGGGAAAGUGUACCUGGACCUGACGCGGGGCGAGCGCAAUGGGGACCCGGUGGGGGUUGCAGAGAUGUCGGGGUGGACAGCAUACAGGAUUGAGGACGUGAAUGCGUGGACGACGGUGGAAUCGCUGCGGCUGCUGGUCGGGCAGAACGUGCCGUUUGAUUUUGUGCGGAUGGCGUCGGGAUCCAUCGACCGCUUGACGCCUCGCCGGGCCACGGCCGAGCCCCGUGAGUCCAUGAACUGCAAGUCGUGUCGAAAGCGAAAGGUAUUUCCUGGAUUUGCAGACGCUGUUCCUAAAAAGCGAGGCCCGAAAACAGAUGUGCUCGAGGCGCUGCUGAAACGGGUCGACGGGCUCGAGAAGCGCCUGCAGGAUGACACCCGUCCGCUCUCGCCCUCGUCGCCUGUGAAGCCCGAUCUGCCGCAGCUUGCACAUCCCCAUCCCCAUCAUCCCCAUUCGAAUGCUCAUCCGCAGUCGCAAUCGCAAUCGCAACCCCCAGCGGCGGCGUUUCCUUUUGCACCGCCGCCGCCGGCGGUUUCUUCGUAUGCGCACCCCCAGCCCGGUCGCAUGCCGGAUGCGAUGCUGGAUGCGUACUUUGCACGACUGCAUGGGAAGCCAUUUUUUAUUCUAGAUGAGGCGUCUACUCGCCAGCGCCACCAGAAUGGCCAGUUGCCGGUGUAUUUAUCCAUGGCUAUUUAUGCUUUGACGCUACGGUACACGACGGUGAACGCCCCGCCGGGGAGUUUAGAGUACGCCCGCCAGGCCCGGCGGAUGGUUGACACCGACCAGCCCUCGAUUGAGAAUCUCCAGACGCUGCUGCUGCUGUCGCAGACGUUCUAUGCGUACGGGUGUGGGAAGAAGGCCUACAUGACUCUAGGAAAUGCGGUAUCGAUGGUGCUUGCUCUGGAUCUUUAUCGAGAACUGCCGCCCUCCCAUCCAGCGCUCCCGCAGGAACGCGAGAUGCGCCGCCGCCUCUUCUGGUCUGUCUACGUGAUGGAUCGGUUCCUGGCCUGCGGGUCGAAGCGUCCGUGUCUGAUCGCCGAUCACUCGAUCGUUGUACGCCUGCCGGCGUCUCACUCUUCGGGCGCUGACCCUGGGGAUUUGUUUAACCCGGUCGGCCCUAAUAUCCCGUACUCGUCGGACCGCCGCAAAACGGCGGGCUCUUGUUCCGCGCUUCUUGUUGAUAUAUCGCGGAUCCUCGGCGUCACACACCGCUAUCUCGCCGCGGGAGGCGUCAAGGGCGACUCGCACUUCCCAUGGCACGCCCUCUCCAACCUCUCCAAGAUCCGGCAGGAACUUGACCUUUGGGCCGCCGGUACACAUGACCUCUUCGCGUCCAUAGAAGCCCUCUUCGGCCAUCCAGAAAGCACCCUCCUCCUCCUCUCCAAGCUCAUCUACCAUCUCGUCCACUGCCUGCUCUACCGCCCAUUCCUCCCCAUAGACCUCGCCGAGCUCCGCGGCUCAGGCCAGCACCAGAGCUGGCAAAUCGAAGCGACAACCCUGUGCUUCUCGCACGCCAAUGCCAUCGCCGAGCUCGUCGAGCUCGCCCGCCAUGCACCGCGCAUCGAGUGGCCAGACCUCGUGGCUUACUGUCUUACCGUCGCAGGCACAGUACACAUCCACGGCGUGCAUUACCACGGGCGCCGCGACGGCGAGGUCUUUGCAUCCAGUCCGGACUUUUUGACGAGAGAAAUGCACCAGCUCGCAUGGCUGCGGCAGUCGUGGACCGGUGUACAACAUCAUCGUGACCUCCUCACUACACUGUCCGCCUGCCAUGCGGACCUUGUUCGUACCCUUGCAGCACGACCAGUUAGGUUCGCGCCGGUCUUUCAUCUCGAGGACUUCCUUGAUCGGUAUCCCGGUAUUGUUGUCGAUGGGAGCCAUGUACGGCUGGUUGAUGAUGAGCAAAUCGACCUCGACCCCCAACUUCUCUACGCACCGACACUCCCCUCCCAACCAAACGGCAUCACGCACAACUCUCAUCCUCACUCUCACGCACGCCACCCAUCUACCUCCCCAACCUCGCUCCCCUUCUCUCCAUCUUCAACAUGGCCCGAUAUCCCCACAGACCCUGAACUACUCAACCAACCCGCAGGGGCAGGAGCCGCAGGCCCAUCGAAUCUAUUCUCACCGUCCCUCUCCACAGCAACACACAUCCACCUCGGCCAAACACCAUCCCAGCUGCAGUCUCAACCGCAACCGCAGCCGCAGUCCCAAAUCCAAUACGCAACAUUCCCGUUCGAAUCAACCCCCGUCCCCGUCGAGUCCCCAGAGUCGCAGCCCUCGUCCGGCACUGGUGCUGGCGCCGUCGCCGGGAGUACGGGCGCGGCAGCCAACGAGGAAAAAGACCCGUUCCUGAGUUUGCUUGAGCAGAUUGCUGAGAAUGAGCAUAGCCAGGGCGGGCCGAGUGAGUUGGAUUUCUUUCUGGAGGGAAAGCAAAAACCAACAGCAUCCCAAAUCCCCCGAAACACCCUCCUCCUCACAACCCUCAAAGAAAGCAGAUCCCUCCCGCGCUCAAUAGACACAGACCCAACAACACCAACCCCCGACCUCCCCUCCCCAUCGCAAGAUAAACUCCUCCAGCUCAUCCGGGCCCUCGAUUCGAGCGCCCGCGCCCAAGAUCGCGAUUCCGGGAUCGCACUCGAUGAUCUGAUUAGUAUAUCCGGGUAUGGCUCAGAAGCCGAGGAACAGUAUAAUGCGCUGCAUGGAUUCACGAAUGAAGCGGUGCGAGACUUUGCGGCCUAUUCUUUGCAUGCCAGCUCUAUUCCCUCAUCAGCCUCUGCGCGUACAGAAAGGAAUAGCAAUGGUCGCAAUAAACGAUCCAUCCGCUCAUCGCUAUUCCGCGCGCGGAGCGAGUCGAGAUAUCUAGAUUCCGACGUCAACGCCGAUGCUGAUGCUGAGGUUGAUACCUUCGCCGAUGAGCACGCGGAUCCCAGCGCCGCCGACGUACCAAUAUCCUCAGGGUCGGAUCUAGGCCACCGGCGCCGCAGAAGCAGCGGGGUAGAGAAGCACCUGUACAACCUAAUCUCGUUCCUGGUGUUUCUGACGAAAGAGAAACUCCUCUUGUAUCCGAAUGUCGGGGAGCGCGUGGCUGUUGAGAUGGUUUCUGAGACGCUGUAUCAUCCGCCGUCGCAUUCGCAUUCGCAUUCGCAUUCGCACUCGCACUCGCACUCGCAUUCCCAUUCAUACUCCAACUCGCAGUCGCAGUCCCAGCCGCAACCGCAGUCCUGGAAUCGUACUCGAAAUCGAUCGCAUAGUGUUCCACAAAGCGCAGGUUUCGAUUCAAAGGAAAACGUCAAGGGGAAAGGAAGAGAGGAGACUGUGGCUGUCGCCGGGAGCCAUGAGCCGUGGUUCGGGUUUGUUUCGGCGUCUGGGCCCGGGAAUGAAGUGUGCGUUACGGCUGUUGCGCUGUGGUUGAUUAUCAUGGGGGAGGAGCUGUAUCAGCGGGCGCGGAUGGAGAGGAGGGAGAGGAGGGCGAGGCUUAAGACUACGUCUAAAGAGGGAGAAGAAGAUGUGUGGACGCGGCUGAGUGAGGUUGUUGGGCGCGAGUGGCAGACGUGGACGGGCAGGUUGCAGUUUCUAUCACUGCGCGAGGAUCUGGAUAUCUCGGCGCGCGAGCAUGCAGCGGAGGCGGCAGCUGUUAUGAGGAGGGUUUAUAAUUAUGACUAG
Aspergillus versicolor CBS 583.65 is the source of this 5538-nucleotide messenger RNA. RefSeq lists its product as uncharacterized. The record is from RefSeq and is a predicted model, not a curated record. The transcript has 7 exons. Bases 1 to 5538 code for a protein of 1845 amino acids. NCBI's taxonomy places the organism in Eukaryota, Fungi, Ascomycota, Eurotiomycetes, Eurotiales, Aspergillaceae. Gene Ontology annotation, cellular component: nucleus. Gene Ontology annotation, molecular function: zinc ion binding; DNA binding; 3-dehydroquinate dehydratase activity. Gene Ontology annotation, biological process: DNA-templated transcription.